Pelagomonas calceolata is the source of this 3555-nucleotide messenger RNA. NCBI's taxonomy places the organism in Eukaryota, Pelagophyceae, Pelagomonadales, Pelagomonadaceae. The record is from the annotation of a GenBank genome assembly.
CCCACGAGCUGCGCUUUGGCUCUCAGGGAUGGAAGGCAGUGCCGUCCGCAAAUCGCAUUAACGACCCGUCGCGGCAGCCUUAGAGUACGUGAGAACUCGAAGAAUAAAUAGUCCUCAAGACUCAGUGCAAGCAGCUGUGCGGAGAGCUGCUAGAUUUUGCAAAAGCUGUGGCAGGCCUGCAGCAUCCGAAGCUAAAGGAGCGGUCGCGAGCAGCAGCGAUGGAAAGCGCGCCGCCCGCACAAUCGGUGACCGACGCGCAAGCAGCAUCGACGGAAGCCGCGCCGCCGGCCGGCCCGGCGGACGCGAAACCGCCGGCGUCGACGCUCGACGCGCCACAGCCGACAGAAGCAAAGCCACCGAAGCUCGAAAUCUCGCCAAGAGCCUGGGCCGAGCGCGAGCGCGACAAAGAUAAUGAUCUCGACGAAGUGCCGAGCGAGGUCACGGCCGAGACGGUACUCGCGUGUCUGCGGCGGUGCGAGGUGCAGGAGAACGAGGACCGAAAAAACGUGCGGACCGACGAGGACGUCGCCGUGCGGUCCAUCACGCUGGGGGCGCUCUCGCGCUCGCACGCGCCGGCGCGGCCGUCGGGCUGGACGCGACGGCAGCCGCGGUUGGCGCGAUUGUUGGCCGAGUUCGGGGACAAAAUUUUACCGGAGGGCUUCCCCUUCGCGUCGAUCCAGCUGAACUACGCUUAUGCCUCAGCGAUGCACACCGACAAAUCGAACGACGGCCCUUCUGCGAUUAUAGCCCUAGGUGAAUUUACGGGCGGCGAGCUCUGGACGGCCGAUCGCGGUGUCUUGCCUUGUAGGAAUGAAUUGAGGUUGUUCAACGGGAACCAGCCGCACUGCACGCUGCCGUUCAAGGGCGAACGGUACUCUUUGAUUUACUUUUCUUCUUCCGGCCACGACCGGAUGGCGCCCAAAGACGUCCAACAGUGCGAAGCGCUCGGGUUCUGUCGCCUGCCGACGGCGCCGCUGUCCCACGUUUAUAGACCCGCGGAGUUCGCGACGCCGCACAAGGAGUUCGAGUAUACCUUCGGCUACCACGUAUGCAUUGCGGCGUCCGUCGUAUCGCGUCGGCGCGUCGAUGGCGUCAGACACACAAAAAACACACAGGUCACGACGGAGGAGCGCUGCGCCUACGCCGUGUCCUCCCUAAACGCGUGGCGCGAGGACUGGGCGCCGCACGAGAUGCGCGAGGCUUGUAAAGCUCGAGCGAAGCCGGGCGAGACGCUCGGCCCCGAUUCUAUUUGUCCGGGCCUGAAACUGGGCUACGCGCGACUACGUUCAGCCGUAUUGCGCGGCCGCGACCGGGACGGCUACGGCGAGAGCCAGUCCGCGGAAUGCCCCAAAGGGUUGCGAGGCGCCAUCGUCGGCGUCGUCAUGUCCCACGAGAGGACGCGUGGUCAAGUCAUCAAGGACGGCAAGACCUACGAGCAUUUGGACAUCUUCCAGGUGUUUUACCUAAACGGUCAGUCGGAAGAGUUGGAGCUAGAUGAAAUUGCGUCAUCUCUCGAACCGAGGCAGGACAUGAGCGACGCGCCGGACGGGUUGAGUGCUCCUGAAUUAGCGAGACGAGCGUUACGAGCGCGAGGCCAUGAUGUAGGCGGUCCGCGCUACGAGGCGCCUCGAUUCAUACCGCGAGCGGGCGACGUGGCCGAACGAGUAGCCAGGAACGCUCGACUACAUCAUUCAGUAAAUGUACUAAGGAAGGGCUCGCCGGACGUCGCGCCGGCGUGCUACGAGUAUGUCCAGCGAGGCGGUGUGUACGAGGUUGAUGACCUAGUGAAUGGCGCUCGACUCGUCACGCGAAUACCGGAAGGGGCGCAAGGAGAAGAUGGCCUCGAGAACCUCGAAGUGUUGGCGGCCGCGGCCGGCGCCGUCUCCAAAGGUCGGUUAUCAUUAGCGAUCCCGCCCGACCUCAGACGACGUAUUUUAUUUUUGGCUUUGGACGUCAAGCUACGCCUGCUAGGCUUCGACGACUUCGCCUUCUCGCCGUCCUUGAACGACCUGUGCUUGGAUCACGAGACGAUGAAUGAUAAAUUUGAGGAGUGCGACGCGGCGCCUCCAUCUAGAGCCGCGGUCAAGAGAAUUGUUCUAGAUUUAGUAGCAAGGUCCGUACCAUCAUUGCCGCCCUUCGAGAAGGGCAACUUCCGCGAGCACUGCCUCGAGGAAUUGCGGAGGGAGCUGCCCAUCGAGACCUGGGCGUCGCGCGAGGGUGAUGUUGUGUGGGUAUCUCGCAGAGAUUGGGUCGACUCGCGACGGCUAGCCCAGGCCCCGGACGACCCGACGUCUUCCUUGUUAGUGGAGCGCUCUUCUACUGUAAGCAUCGGCCAGAAGUGUCGGAGGAGGUGGCUAGAGUACGGUACUAUGUACGGUAUUGUGGAGGAAGGUUCCGGGCCCUUACCGGGAGGCGGCUUCGCCAAAUACAGAGUCAGGUGGGACGGCCGUAUUGAUGAUUGGUACGCGAAGAAGCAGUGCCUCGAGUACGUGAUUAGUGAUGGGCCGAUCUGCCGGGAAGAUUUAGUACCGGCGGUCGUCGUGCCCGCGUCGUCGGCGCACUUCGAGGGGGGCGAAUUGUUACUCUACGCCAUGGCGCGCAAGGGCUGCACGAUCUGGCACCGUGCUUUGGCCGCGUCCUUUUUGUUUCUUCGACACGACGUCGUGUUGCUGUCAACGCGUCGCGGCGAUGGCGUGCUCUGUGCCCCCGCCACGCGAUGCCGUUGCUGACGCCGUCGACGCGUCGCGGCGAUGGCGUGUUCUACGCCACUCCACGCCAUCGACGCCAUCGCCGCGAGAACGCCGUCGACGCAGGCACGGGCAAAGCUAGGUCGUUCGACCUCGCGGGCGCGGCGCUGCGUUUAUUAGCGUUGUGCGACGGCAACGGCUACAUUCUAGCGAGGGACGCGCGUUUGGUCGACUACGACUCGGAGGACGCGCCGGCCUGCGACGUCAACGACGCGGCCCACGCCAACGCCGCGGCCAUACAUACAAGGAGGCAGCUCGCGCUGCGGCCCGUUGAAACGGACGUGGAAAGGAAGCCCUCGCGCGCGGACCGCCUCAAGAGACGGGCGGCCCUGCCGCGGCACGACGGGCCGGUGUCGUUCGACGACCGGGGCUCGGACGGCGAGACGAAAAAGCGGAAACGGCCGCGGCCGUCGCCGCAGACGCGCGACGCCGCGUUGCUCAUCGAACGGGCGGCGCCGAUUUCCGUCCGGCAGGAGAACCCGAAGAAGGGCAAGUCCGCGGAGCGCUACGAGCUGUACAAGGCGGCGACGACGGCGCGCGAGUACGUCGCGCUGGGCGGCACGAAGGCCGAUCUGAAAUACGACAUCCAGCGCGGCUGGGUGACGGUACUGGCGCCGCCGGUUGUCGCCGAGGCGCCGGCGCCCGCGGCCGAGGCCGGCGGCUCGCCGGGCUCGUCCGCGUCCAGCGACUCGGCGCCGCGGUCCACGGACCCCGUCUCUUAUUUGCCGAAGGUGCCCGCGUGGCCGUCGCCCGCGAAGGAGCCCUUGCCUCCUGCGCCGGCGUCGUCGGCGGCGCCCACUUGAGGGAG